This is a messenger RNA of Lactuca virosa, 231 nucleotides long. NCBI's taxonomy places the organism in Eukaryota, Viridiplantae, Streptophyta, Magnoliopsida, Asterales, Asteraceae. The record is from the annotation of a GenBank genome assembly.
AUGACGUCAAGCGAAGAAUACAUCUACAACCUCUUAGAUUCAUACUGGUACAAACAACAGAUUCUUACACCAAACCCACCAUCAAUUCGGAUUCCCGAUGCCUAUAAGGAAGAAUAUGGAUCAACACCAUCGCCCAAGGCACCUAAAGAUGAGUUCAUGGCGUUGACGAUGGGCAAUUGUAGAAAUGAUGUGGAGAUGAAAGUUACAACAGUUGUAAAUCUGCCAGAGUGA